Molecule: messenger RNA, 1350 nt
Organism: Capra hircus (goat)
Lineage: Eukaryota; Metazoa; Chordata; Mammalia; Artiodactyla; Bovidae
Product: basic salivary proline-rich protein 2-like
Exons: 3
Coding region: 1-1350 (449 amino acids)
Source: RefSeq, a predicted model, not a curated record
AUGAUACCACCCAAGCUACCGAUUUUUAUCUGCCAUCGGGGGAGGGCUCCCCGAGGCUUCCCAGAUGCUGCACUGGAAAGCGCGGACCGCAGCCCGCCCUCCCCAGCCCAGAGCGAGGCUGGGUGCCCCGGGCAGGAGCCAGACCGGGUGCCAGCGCCGGGCGGCCGCGCCAGGGAUGCCGCUUCCUCUGGGCCUGGCACUGCCGGCCCAUUCAUCGUCCCCGGCCGGGCGCCCUCGCGCCGGGUCCGCGCGGCCAGCCGGGAAAACGGCGCUCCCCGGCCCCGCCGCCAGGGGGAGCAGGGAGUCGCCUGCCACCCCUCCGGGAAGUUGCCACCGCGGCCCACCGGGCGUCUGGCCCUGGACGGUCCAGGUCCCCGCACGGCGGGCCACCCCCACCUCCGCGGCCCCGCACCCGCCCCGCCCCGUCGGCGCCGAUCGGCCCAGCGGAGCCGGGGCCGCGGCCCGAACCCGGACUCCAGCCCGGCAACGUCAUCCGGCCGCUUCCCGAAGCUUAACCCCUUCCUCUGCCAGCUGCGCGCCGCCCCGCCCCGCCGCCAACUUUCUUCGCCCAACUUCGGAGCUCGCGGGCCGGCCCGACGGCCAGGCAGAGACGAAGGGAAGGAGGGAGCGGCGGCCACGUCGCGCCGCGGGGCCGCGGCCGGUCCCGCCGACGGCGAGGACGUGGGGUUCACACAGCGGGCGCGCUCGGCCGACGCCCCCCCGCAUGGGGUUCGGGCCCGGCACAACGCCACCCCCAACCCCGGGGCCCACCGGGACCCCCCCCUCGCCCAGGUCCGCGACCGCGGCGACGGCGGGCGGCACCGCCGCCGGGGGAGGGGCCGCCAAGGAGACGUGUCACUCCCGGCGCGGCCCGGCCCAGCCCGGCCCCGGCGCCCCGACGGCCCAGCCCGCGCGCCGCCGCCGCUGCUGCAGGGCCCGGCCAAGUUUCUUACCUGCAGCCGGAGACGCGGGAGGGAGAGCGAGAGGGCAGGAGCCGCCGCCGCCGCCGCGGAAGCGGGAGAGAGAGGAGCCGGCCAAGCCUCUGCCGAGAAGCCGCCCCCUAAGCAGCUGCAGGCGCCUCGAUCCCGACGCUGCCCGCCCCGUCCGCCGUCCGCUCCGGCCGCUCGCUGGCUGCGGAUCGCCGCCUCCUGCCUUCCCCACCCGGGCCAGCCAUUCAUCGAGCCGCCUUUCCCCAUUGGCUCGCACCCCGCCACUCCGUCGGCCGCUGGCCAGUCAGAGCGCCGGCGGCCGAACCGCGGCGGCGCCCAUUGGGCUAGGAGGCGGGCCUCCGCCUCGGCCAAUGGGAGAGGGGAGGAGCUGCGGGGCGCCGCGGGGGCGGGGCCGGGGUAG